GCGCCAAGAACGAGUGGCAGCAUGAACAUCUUCCGCAUCUCGGCAGACCUGCUGCACCUUGCCAGCUUCUUUAUCCUCAUUUUCAAGAUGAAGGCUACCAAGUCGUGCAAGGGCAUCUCGUUCAAGACACAGCUGAUGUACACGCUCGUGUUCACUUGCCGGUAUCUGGAUCUGUUCCACGUGCUGGGCAUGAUGAUCACGUUCAACUUUGCACACAUCACAGGGCUCACGCUGUACAACACGUUUAUGAAGAUCCUGUUCCUUGCCGCCAGCUACUACAUCGUGUACCUGAUGCGGACCGAGCUCAAGUCGACGUCGGACGAUGCGCGCGACACCUUUGUGCUGUGGCACAUUCUUGCGCCGUGCGCCGUCCUUGCCCUCAUCUUUAAUGCACAGUUUACCAUUCUGGAGAUCCUGUGGACCUUCUCCAUCUACCUCGAGGCCGUGGCGGUCAUGCCGCAGCUUAUGCUGCUCAUCGAGACCGGCGAGGCCGACUCGCUCUCGUCGCACUACAUGUUUGCUGUCGGCGGCUACCGUGCCCUGUACCUUGUCAACUGGGUCUACCGCUACGCCACAGAGCCGUACUACUCCAACUGGAUUGCCUGGAUCGCUGGCUUUGUGCAGACCGCGCUCUUUGGCGACUUCUUCUACUACUACUUUGUCAAGAUCAUGUCGGGCGACGCCGCCCUCAAGCUGCCCACCACUGCAGGCGAGGUGUAAAGAGCAAGCAAGAGCAA
Messenger RNA from Thecamonas trahens ATCC 50062, 737 nucleotides. Its product is annotated as ER lumen protein retaining receptor. Lineage: Eukaryota; Apusomonadida; Apusomonadidae. Gene Ontology annotation, molecular function: ER lumen protein retrieval receptor activity. The transcript has 2 exons. Gene Ontology annotation, biological process: endoplasmic reticulum to Golgi vesicle-mediated transport; protein retention in ER lumen. Bases 22 to 720 code for a protein of 232 amino acids. The record is from RefSeq and is a predicted model, not a curated record. Gene Ontology annotation, cellular component: cis-Golgi network; endoplasmic reticulum; membrane.